Plasmopara halstedii is the source of this 183-nucleotide messenger RNA. RefSeq lists its product as uncharacterized. The transcript is spliced from 2 exons. The record is from RefSeq and is a predicted model, not a curated record. Bases 1 to 183 code for a protein of 60 amino acids. Lineage: Eukaryota; Oomycota; Peronosporomycetes; Peronosporales; Peronosporaceae.
AUGAAUUCUCUGCCUUUAUUUUCCCAGCAUAGAAACCAAAAAAAAUCACUUGAUGGUAAAUCCUAUCCGUGGAUUUUUCUCAGUGAUGCAGUGCAGUGCUCGGAGAUGCCUACGCCAGGUUUAAUGUUAGUUUCUUGUGUAAUUCUUCCGUGUAGUAUGUUGGUUUUGGCCUGUAAAGUCUAA